Oryza sativa Japonica Group (Japanese rice) is the source of this 889-nucleotide messenger RNA. RefSeq names its product non-specific lipid transfer protein GPI-anchored 20. Lineage: Eukaryota; Viridiplantae; Streptophyta; Magnoliopsida; Poales; Poaceae. The record is from RefSeq and is a predicted model, not a curated record.
CUUAAUUAAUACCCCAUGAAACAUCCUUGAUUCUCCAACGAGAGUAUAUAUUCUUCCGCUGUAAAUUGUUUGUCAAGCACAAGUUCAGAAGGCAUAUACGGCGAAUGGGACGUGUCAGGAUGGCGAGUGCGGCGGCGGCGGCGGCGGCGCUGGUGGUGGUGGUGCUCGCCGUGGUGGUGUCGCCGGCGAGCGGGCAGGUGGCGACGUCGUGCACGGCGUCGCUGAUAACGACGUUCACGCCGUGCCUCAACUUCGUGACGGGGAGCACCAACGGCGGCGGGUCGCCGACGCAGCAGUGCUGCGGGUCGCUGGCGGAGAUGGUGCGCAGCAGCGCCGACUGCGCCUGCCUCAUCCUCACCGGCAACGUGCCCUUCAGCCUCCCCAUCAACCGCAACCUCGCCAUCUCCCUCACCAAGCUCUGCAACUCCAUGUCCGUCCCACUGCAGUGCAGAGAUACUGCAAGCCAAAUCCCACCUCCAGGACCUGUUGCAUUUGCUCCGGCACUGCCUCCUUUGCCACCAUCGCCGCCGGAAACGUCAGUGCAGCCGAAUUCGGCCGUUGAUCCCACGGCGAUGUCGCCGUCGCCGCCGAUCAUCCAGGGGCAGAGGCCACUGUUGCUGCCAAGCUCCGCGUGGAGGAGAGCUCAUGUGUCCAUGGCGUCUGUAUCAGUAGUGCUACUGAUAGCUGCAUCCGUUUUGGCUUGAUUAGGAUGAAUUGAACUGGGAUUGUUUUAGCACAGGAAUUUGAGGCGUGUUCAGUGUAUUGCACAUAUUUAUUUAGCCUUUGGAAUUGCACAGGAUUCUUGUAAGAAAAUUUUGAGGGCUUUGAGUUGAUUGUGUAAUAUAAUCAUUCCUUGUGGAUUAAAAAAAUGUUGGUAUAAAUUUGUCUA